Molecule: messenger RNA, 1275 nt
Organism: Necator americanus (New World hookworm)
Lineage: Eukaryota; Metazoa; Nematoda; Chromadorea; Rhabditida; Ancylostomatidae
Exons: 11
Coding region: 1-1275 (424 amino acids)
Biological process (GO): Arp2/3 complex-mediated actin nucleation
Cellular component (GO): Arp2/3 protein complex; actin cortical patch
Molecular function (GO): actin filament binding
Source: RefSeq, a predicted model, not a curated record
AUGGUUGGUUAUCUACCGGCCUGUGUUAUCGACAAUGGAACUGGCUACACAAAAUUAGGUUAUGCUGGUAACUGUGAACCUCAGUUUAUCAUUCCGUCAGCUAUUGCUGUGAAGGAUAAAAUAGCCAGCUCAAAUGCAGCUGCUUUGCGUUGGAAUACUUCUACAGGAGGUAGAAUUGAUGAUCUCGAUUUUUUCAUCGGGGAUGAGGCACUCUCUCCAGCUGCAGCCAACUACUCCGCGAAGUAUCCUAUUCGUCAUGGAAUUGUCGAAGAUUGGGAUUUGAUGGAAAGGUUUUGGGAACAAUGCAUAUUCAAGUACUUGAGGGCCGAACCGGAAGACCACUUUUUCUUGUUGACGGAACCUCCUCUAAACACGCCAGAAAAUCGGGAAUACACGGCGGAAAUAAUGUUUGAGUCAUUUAAUGUUCCAGGGCUCUACAUCGCUGUGCAAGCAGUCUUGGCAUUAGCUGCCAGCUGGUCUUCACGAGCGGGAAAUGAACGACCUCUGACUGGAUUGGUAGUAGAUUCUGGUGAUGGAGUGACCCACUGUAUCCCAGUUGCUGAAGGUUACGUGAUAGGAUCGUGCAUAAAACAUAUACCAAUUGCUGGACGAGAUAUCACUUACUUUAUCCAGCAAAUUCUGAGGGAUCGAGAACCUGCUAUACCUUCGGAUCAAUCUUACGAAGUUGCAAAAGCUAUCAAGGAACGGUAUUGCUAUGUGUGUCCUGACAUUCUAAAGGAAUUCAUAAAGUACGAUACGGACGGAGCAAAAUGGUUGAAGACUUAUCACGGGAUUAAUAAUAUAACCAAGAAGGAAUUUGUUGUUGACGUAGGAUAUGAACGAUUUCUAGGACCGGAGAUCUUUUUCCAUCCCGAGUUCGCUAAUCCUGACUUCACAACUCCUAUUUCGGAAACCAUCGACACCGUUAUCCAGCAGUGUCCAAUUGAUGUACGCAGAGGACUGUACGAAAAUAUAGUUCUUUCUGGAGGCUCUACUAUGUUUAAAGAUUUCGCGCGAAAGCUUCAGAGGGACAUAAAACGAAUCAGUGAAAACAGGCUUGCGAUAAGUGAAGCGCUCAGUGGUGGAAAACUUAAGCCCAAACCGAUCGAUGUCCAGGUGAUAUCCCAUAAAAUGCAACGAUAUGCUGUUUGGUUCGGAGGUUCAAUGUUGGCUUCUACUCCUGAAUUCUACAAGGUUUCACAUACUAAAGAGGAAUACAUGGAAAGAGGUCCAUCGAUAUGUCGACAUAACCCCGUCUUCGGGGCACUUAGUUAA